Canariomyces notabilis is the source of this 480-nucleotide messenger RNA. RefSeq lists its product as uncharacterized. The transcript has a single exon. Gene Ontology annotation, cellular component: membrane. The record is from RefSeq and is a predicted model, not a curated record. Gene Ontology annotation, molecular function: transmembrane transporter activity. NCBI's taxonomy places the organism in Eukaryota, Fungi, Ascomycota, Sordariomycetes, Sordariales, Chaetomiaceae. Bases 1 to 480 code for a protein of 159 amino acids.
AUGGAAGUCUUAACUCCAACGGCUAGAGACCAACUUCAGGAGGACACCCCAGACAAAAACACGCCGCCAGAUUCCUCGGUCAACACGACUCUCGACAACGUUCUCCCCAGUCAACACACCGAGCUACCACCCUCCAUGCUCAUCAAUCCCAGCCCAUCACACACCAACAACGACCGAGACGGUCCCAUGAACGGCAGCAGCAGCAGCAGCAGCAGCGGGCCCAAUCCGUCCGCAACCGCAACCCACGAGACCGUCUUCCUAGUCCUAUUCACCCUCACACAGCUGGUCCAAUCCAUCCCUCUCGGCGCGGGCAUCAAUUCCGGGCUCGCCAUCGGCUCCUCACUCGGCUCUCCACCGUCUUCCGCGGCGUGGAUCGUGGCGUCGUACCCGCUCACACAGGGCGCCUUUGUGCUCAUCGGCGGGCGCCUGGGCGAAGUCUACGGGCACAAGGCCGUGCUGGCUGCGGGAGCCCUCUGGUGA